Messenger RNA from Salvia miltiorrhiza (redroot sage), 657 nucleotides. RefSeq lists its product as uncharacterized. The coding region runs from base 1 to 657 and encodes 218 amino acids. NCBI's taxonomy places the organism in Eukaryota, Viridiplantae, Streptophyta, Magnoliopsida, Lamiales, Lamiaceae. Gene Ontology annotation, biological process: ascorbate glutathione cycle; protein glutathionylation; cellular oxidant detoxification. The record is from RefSeq and is a predicted model, not a curated record. The transcript has a single exon. Gene Ontology annotation, molecular function: glutathione dehydrogenase (ascorbate) activity.
AUGGCUGUCGAGAUCUGCGUCAAGGCUGCUGCUGGAUCCCCCGACAUUGUCGGAGACUGCCCCUUUUGCCAGAGGGUGCUGCUGACUUUGGAGGAGAAGAAAGUCGAGUACAAGCUGCAUUUGAUCAGCUUCGACACCAAGCCCCAGUGGUUUAUGGAAGUGAAUCCAGAAGGGAAGGUGCCGCUCAUAAAGUUGGAUGACAAGUGGAUUUCUGAUUCUGAUGUUAUUGUUGGUAUUUUAGAGGAGAAAUACCCAAAUCCGCCUCUCCGCACUCCAAAAGCUGGUUCCGACUGCUGCAAAUCCGACAGGUCAUUGCUGCCAUCGCCACCUUUGAAGACUCCUGCUCCGGCAUCUAUUAACAGUGUCUGCUCGAAGUCGCCGUCGGCCUUCAAUCUUGCGCAAAAUCCCGUCACCGACAUUCGCAAGUCAGAUGCUGCCUUCUCUCUCGACGCCUCUACUGUCAAAGCCCGAUCUCUCCUUUCGCCGGGACUACGGAGCAGCACACGUCGCCGUUCGACGCCUCUACUGUCAAAGCCCGAUCUCUCCUUUCGCCGGGACUACGGAGCAGCACACGUCAUCGUUCGACGCCUCUACCUUCAACCGCCGCUAGAACGAAACAACCAAAAUGAAGUUGCUUUGAACUAUAUAUCAAGAUGA